AUGCCCCUCCCCGCCCGCACAGCUACGCUCUCUCGAGACACCAACGAGACCAAAAUCCAGGUCUCUCUCUCUUUAGACGGCGGCGUCCUACCUCCAUUUGAGCCAUCCAAGCACUUCCCACCACCCUCCGACCCCCAGGAAGCCGAAGCCGCAAAGAAGGGCAUCGUCCCGUUCAAGGAUGCCGCACAUGCCACCCAAUUCACUGCCACGCAACAGAUCACCAUCAGCACGGGCAUUGGGUUCCUAGACCACAUGCUGCACGCACUUGCGAAACAUUCGGGAUGGAGUUUGGCUAUCAGAGCUAAGGGGGAUCUGUACAUUGACGACCACCACACAACGGAAGAUACCUUCCUCGCCCUCGGCUCUUCGUUCACUGCCGCUCUCGGAGCCCGUCAGUCUAUCGCACGGUUCGGCCGCGGUGAUGCCCCUCUCGACGAAGCCCUCUCAUGGGCCGUCAUCGACCUGUCCAGCCGGCCGUGGGCUGUCAUCAACAUUGGUUUCAAGCGCGAGAAGAUCGGCGACCUGAGCACGGAGAUGAUCACGCACGGUCUGCAGAGCUUUGCACAGGCCGCGGGCGUAACUCUCCACGUUGGCUGCACAUACGGUGACAACGACCACCACCGGGCUGAGAGUGCGUUCAAGGCGCUGGCCGUUGCUGUCCGGACAGCUUGUGCCCGGAGAGUAGAGGGAGAGGUCGGUGCGGGAGACAUCGUUAGCACAAAGGGUGUGCUAUGA
Messenger RNA from Aspergillus puulaauensis, 735 nucleotides. It is a transcript of the gene his3, whose product is annotated as imidazoleglycerol-phosphate dehydratase HIS3. The record is from RefSeq and is a predicted model, not a curated record. Gene Ontology annotation, biological process: L-histidine biosynthetic process. Gene Ontology annotation, molecular function: imidazoleglycerol-phosphate dehydratase activity. The coding region runs from base 1 to 735 and encodes 244 amino acids. NCBI's taxonomy places the organism in Eukaryota, Fungi, Ascomycota, Eurotiomycetes, Eurotiales, Aspergillaceae. The transcript has 2 exons.